Messenger RNA from Adineta steineri, 1815 nucleotides. Lineage: Eukaryota; Metazoa; Rotifera; Eurotatoria; Adinetida; Adinetidae. The record is from the annotation of a GenBank genome assembly.
AUGUCAUCACCAACUCCAUCUGAAACUCCAUCGCAAGUUGCUGAUGAUUGCUCUAUUUGUCUGAGCACUCUUGCACCAGGAACUGUUCUUCUAACAUUAUCCUGUAAUCAUAAAUUUCAUCUUCAAUGUCUAGCAUCAAAUGUUCAAGCACAAAACAAACAAUGUCCCUUGUGUCGAGCUACUAUUGAUGCUUCCAUCGUUCAAUUAUUAGCAGGUUCAACAGCACCAUCUACACCAACACGACCAGUAUAUCUACCACCACCAUUAGCAGCAGUUCCAAUUCAAGACAUUCCGUCAAUUGAAGAAUCAGUUGAUGAAGCUGCUCUUCAAACUGCUGCUGAACGUCUAGCGGCUGCUCAACAAGCAGCAGCGACUGGGUCAAGCGACACAGAGAAUCUAUCUUUGAUUACUGCUGUGACAACAUUAGAAUAUGAAGCACAACCAUUAGAAACAACAUCAAAUAUAUAUGGUCUUGUGACUCUUCAAGCACCUACCAUUCCACAAUCAGAAAUUGAAGUGAUGCGAGCAUCACGUAUUCCUCUUGAUCUUAUUUGCGUUAUUGAUUCAAGUGGAUCGAUGAGUGGAGAAAAAAUGAACUUAUUGAAACAAACCAUGGUUUAUAUUGUCGAACAAUUGAAUCAUCUCGAUCGAAUGGCUAUAAUUUCAUUCAAUAUAAGUGCUGUCGAUCGUUCACAUGGAUUAAAACGAAUGAAUGAACAAAAUCAGCAAAUUUUAAAGGAUACAGUUAAUAAUGAUAUUCACAGUCAAGGUGGUACUUAUAUUGGUAGUGGUAUUCAACUAGGUAUUGACUUACUUCGACAACGUCAAACAAAAAAUCCAUUAGGUGCUAUACUUGUACUUACUGAUGGUCAAGAUAAUGAUCAUCAUGAUUAUACAAGUCUUAUGGAAACUUUACCUGAAGGAGUUCAACUUCAUUCCUUCGGUUAUGGUUCUGAUCAUACAGCAAAUGUAUUGGUUAAAUUAGCUGAACAAGGCAAUGGUGGUACAUUUACAUAUAUUGAUGAACAACGUGCUAUUGGUUCUGCAUUUGCUAUGGCUUUAGGUGGUCUUUUUACAUGUGUUGCUAAAGAGAUUGCAGUCAAUAUUGAAUUUAAUGAUGAAUAUAAAAUAACUCAUUUUCAUUCAAAAUAUUCAUAUGAACCACGACAAUUGCCUUCGAAUACAAUCUCCAUCAAAUUACCGAAUUUGAAUGCAGAUGAAAAACGUAAUCUUGUCUUUCAAUUAAAUGUACCACAAUUGCCUGAUAAUCAAAAUGUAGAAAUGAACAGUCAACAACCCAUGUCACAAGGUGAAGCAUCAAGCGUACAACAAAAAUUUGAGAGUAAACCAAUCGGUAAUGUCACAAUUACUUACAUUGAUCCUAAAACUACUCGUUCACUGACUACAAAUCCGAUAGAAUUUCAAUUGAUUCGAGCAUCUGAUCUUCCUGCCAAUCUUCUUCAAGUUGAUCGAACACUUGAUAAUCAACGAAAUCGGAUCGAAACAACUCAAGCUCUCGAAGAAGCUAUGGCUGAACCCGAUUUUCAACGUUCACGAGCGAUUCUUAAAGCUCAAGCAGAAAAGCUUAAAACUAGUAUUUCUGCUGAAGAUCCAUUUACAAAAGAACUCAUUCAAGAUCUUGAACAAAGUUUUCGACAUGAAAAUCAAUAUCGUUCAUCACAUCACAAUACUUAUAUGUCUCAUCAAACAGAACGAGGUACAUAUUCACCAGCGGGUACUACUAGUUCACAUCAGUACAGUACUGGCCAUCAACGACAACUUGCUAUGCACAUUAGUAACAAAUAUUUUUCAUAG